Molecule: messenger RNA, 1995 nt
Organism: Anopheles cruzii
Lineage: Eukaryota; Metazoa; Arthropoda; Insecta; Diptera; Culicidae
Product: leucine-rich repeat-containing protein 58
Exons: 6
Coding region: 440-1510 (356 amino acids)
Molecular function (GO): protein binding
Source: RefSeq, a predicted model, not a curated record
GUUGCCUGGGCUAGCGGUCGCGGACCACACUCGGACGUGCGUCGUGCGUUGCGCGAGAUACUCUGUCCUUGCGUACCUCUCUCGCUCGCUCUGGCCCUGGGGUGGAGGUAAUGCACGGUUUGCACGGUCCGGCUGGGGAGCAACGGGCGCACUGAUAAGCGGCUUGCGGUUCGAGCGCACGGCAGACAACGAUUUCCGUCACUCGCCUCCAGCAAGGAGUUGAAACAACAUCCGCUGCAUCAGCAACGUAUGAGCUACCUUUAGAUUGUGUGUCGCGUCGGUGUCGGUGGUAAACAGCAAAACAGCAAUCCCGCCGAGUAGACAUCAACAAGGCGCGAAAUUGGAAAACAACAACUAGGGACCGCUGCUGCGGCGCGCUACAUCAGCCAAGCACAGGUGUUGCCAGCCUUCCGGUAUCGUAGGGACAGUGGACAGCAGAAUGGAUGUCGUGUACACGUCCGACAGCUGCGACAGUGAUUCGCGCGAGCAGAAAACCGUUGACCUGGGCCAUUCGAACAAGCGGCACCUGGACGACGAUCUGUUGCGCGUGUCCAAGUCCAAGAAGCUGGCGGAAGAUAUCGAGACCGUGCUGCUGAACCACAACAAGCUGGUGCGCGUUCCGUCUUCGCUGACGGACUUUACGAACCUCCGGGUGCUGGACCUGAGCAACAACCAGCUCGAGCGGCUUCCGGACGUGAUCACGCAGUGCCAGCUGACGACGCUGAUCGUGAAGAAUAACCUUUUGACGGACAAGUCGCUACCGAAGUCGCUCCUCGCGACGGUCGGCAGCGGCCUGAAGGAGCUGAAUCUGAGCGGCAACCGGUUCGAGCACUUUCCCGAGCAGAUCGUCGAACUGCGCUCGCUCAAGUAUCUGUACCUCGGUGGCAAUCAGAUCACGAACGUGUCGAAGGACAUCUGGAAGCUGCAGCACUUGCAACUACUGUCCCUCGGUGGCAACCUGAUCAGCGAGAUUCCGGAAACCGUUGGCCUGCUGAACCAUCUGCAUGCGCUCGUCCUUUGUGAUAAUCAGAUCGAGGCGCUGCCCGCGUCCAUCGCACGCCUGGUGAACCUAAAAUCGCUGCUGCUGCACAAGAACCAGCUGCGACAUCUGCCACGGGAAAUCAUAACGUUGAAAAACCUCACCGAGCUAAGUUUGCGUGACAAUCCAUUGGUCGUGCGUUUCGUCAAGGAUAUGACCCUGAAUCCUCCCAGUCUGCUGGAGCUUGCCGGGCGUACCGUAAAAUCCAGUGCCAUUCGCUACGGGCCGGAUGAUUUGCCGCGUAUGCUGAUUGAGUACCUGCAAACUGCCAACUGCUGUGUUAACCCCAACUGCAAGGGAGUGUUUUUCGACAACCGCGUGGAGCACAUCAAGUUUGUGGACUUUUGUGGCAAAUAUCGUAUUCCGCUGUUGCAGUAUUUGUGUUCUUCCAAGUGCGUCGCCGACACGAGCUCUUCCGAUGCAGGCGCUGAACCGAGUAGCAGCAUGAUGCGUAAAGUUUUGCUCGGCUAAAAGAUGGCCCCAUGUCGACGGCAAACGUUCACCGUCUCGGAGGAUUUACCAUUCCGUCAUAUCUUCCGGGUUAUGGUGCACAAGAAUGGGAAACUUUUGGGAUGAUCUUCCAAUUAGUGCCUUCACUUCAUUGGCGACGAGAGAGUGUGUAAAUGGAUGCAGGGUGUAAAAUGAGAUUAUAGUUACAAGUGGCGGUGCCGGUCACACCAAUGAAUCGCAGGAGCAGAAAGCCAACCAUCGAACGCGGGUUAUUGUUAUUUGGAUUUGGAUUGUAGGAAAAGGACGUUCGGUGCCGAAGGGCGCUUGGAAAAUGUCGACAGACUUCUCCACUUCAAACAGCAGCAUCAUCCUUAUCGUUAGCGUAACGCAGGUGGGAAGAUAUGUGAUGUGCUCCAAGAGCAGCAAAGUAAAGGGCAAAUGAAUAGGUUAUGUUUUGUGUGGAAGGUAUAAAAGAAGAGCCGAGAUAGAAACAGCUACACCAAUGA